AUGAAGUCCUCUGUCUUCAUCCUUUCUCUGCUCCUUAUUCUGGAAAGACAGGCAGCUGUGGUUGGACAAUAUGGUGCGACAAAAGGUCACUUCCAGAGUAGCUCCUCAGAAGGAUUUAUGCUUGGUCAGAAAGGCCAUCUCAGUUUCGGGAUCAAAGGGGGAAGCGAGGAAGCAGCUGAAGAAAGCGUUUUCAUGCAAUCACAACACCAAGUGUAUGGCCAGGAUGGUGGUGACAUGACACAGACACGUGUUUCACAAGGACAUGCAAGUGUAAAAGGGGCCGCACUUUGUCGUAAUGGACAAGUAUCCCAACUGAAAUCCCAAGAAUCCCAAAUAAAAUCCUUUGGACAAGUGAAAUCCAGUGGACAAUUGAAAUCUGGAGGAUCAUCCUUUGGACAAGUGAAAUCCAGUGUGUCCCAAACAAAAUCCUUUGGACAAGUGAAAUCCAGUGGACAACUGAAAUCUGGAGGAUCAUCCUUUGGACAAGUGAAAUCCAGUGUGUCCCAAACAAAAUCCUUUGGACAAGUGAAAUCCAGUGGGCAAUUGAAAUCUGGAGGAUCAUCCUUUGGACAACUGACAUCCAGUGUGUCCCAAACAAAAUCCUUUGGACAAGCAAAGUCCCAAGGUGGUCAAAUGAAAUCCUAUGGACAAUUGAAAACCAGUGGAAAGUCCUAUGGGGAAGAAGCUCAACUGAAGUCUUUCGGCCAACUAAAAGCCCAAGACGCCCAACUAAAAUCCUAUGGUAAACAAAAUUCCCAACAACAAUCCUCCUUUAGCCAAGUAAAAUCUCAGAGUUCCCAACUAAAGUCAUCCUAUGGCCAACAAAAAUCCCUCAAAGGUUUCUCUCAACAAAGUCAACAUAAAGGAUUUGCCAUGGGUGAAGGUAUGUCGCAAGUGCGGAAACAAUUUAGCGAUGAUGGCCUCUCUGUACAACAGAAGUCUACCCAACAGAUGAAAGCAGAGGAAGACUUCUCCCAAUUCGGACAACAACGGCAGUUUGGACAAGAGCGCUCACAAUCCUAUAAAGGAUAUCUUGACCAAUACAGAAAGAAAUUACAAGGACAACAACAAAAAAGUUUUAACCAGGAUAGCUAUUUUACAAAGGGCGGGGCAGGCCUAUAUCAAGCUCAACUUAAGGGAUAA
Messenger RNA from Mastomys coucha (southern multimammate mouse), 1143 nucleotides. RefSeq names its product seminal vesicle secretory protein 2-like. The coding region runs from base 1 to 1143 and encodes 380 amino acids. The transcript is spliced from 3 exons. Gene Ontology annotation, cellular component: extracellular exosome. Lineage: Eukaryota; Metazoa; Chordata; Mammalia; Rodentia; Muridae. Gene Ontology annotation, biological process: sperm capacitation. The record is from RefSeq and is a predicted model, not a curated record.